CUCAAGUGUUUGGAUCGUUGUCUUUUCAUUAAUUUCCCCUUCAAACCUCAAAAUGAUCCCCGGCUUCAACACCUUUACUUUCUUCAUGCUUUGGACUGCAGGCGUCUCUCAGUCCGUGCUGAUCACCCAGUGGCCCCGCUACAUCUCCAGUCCUCCCAACGGCUCUGCAGAAAUGACCUGCUACCAGAAUGACACCAACUAUGACUAUCUGUACUGGUACCAACAGCUGAGUGGAAGGAGCUUUCAGUUAAUAGUGUCUACAGUAGGUGGCUUUUCAAGCUUUGAAGUCGGAUUCAAGUCUGGUUUUCAGUCGGUGAAGUUCAGUGAGAAGCAAUGGUCUCUGACAGUAACCGGCCUUCAGGGGAAUCACGCGGCUGUCUAUCUGUGUGCUGCCACUCAAACGCUGUGUCAGUACGAAGCCUAUUUCGGCCAGGGAACGAAACUGACUGUUCUCGAACCUGGACUUAAUGUCACCAAACCGAAGGUCAAAGUGCUUCGACCUUCAGCAAGAGAGUGCGGAAACCCCAAAGACAAGGCGAGGAAGACCAUCGUUUGUGUGGCCAGCGGAUUCUAUCCGGACCACGUCGGUAUAUUGUGGAACAUCGACGGCCAGAAUGUCACCGACCGCCGCGUGGCGACCGACAACGCUGCCCUGCGGGUAGACCAGUAUUACAGAAUCACCAGCAGGCUGAGCGUCCCUGCCGAAGAGUGGUUCACCAAGGGCAAAAACUUCACCUGCAUCGUCAGCUUCUUCAACGGGAAAAACACAGAAUUAUACAAAAGUUCAACUAUCGGGGAAAAAGAUAAAAGAAGCUCCAUGACAAGAGAAAAGUAUUUGAUGGUCACACAAACGGCCAGAUUCUCCUACAUCAUCUUCAUCUUCAAGAGCAGCAUCUACGGAGCCUUUGUGGCCUUUUUGGUGUGGAGGCUUCAGCGAUCAGCUGGCAAGCAGAACGACUGAGAGAACCACAAGAUGUGUAAUCGGAGACAAUCAGUGGUGGAGUUUUAUAUUCACAAGUUAAGCUGUAAGUUGUGGUGCAUUGUUGCAAUCGCAGACAAAAAAAAGCUAAAAUAGAACAGUUAUUUGCAUAUUGUUGUUAAAAUGGCCAUCACGUCAUGAUAAUGCUAAGAAUGAUCCUGUGUGUGUGGGCCUGCAGUGCUUGAUUCUUUUCUCAAUAAAAGUAUUGAAAUGUAA
This is a messenger RNA of Gasterosteus aculeatus aculeatus (three-spined stickleback), 1195 nucleotides long. NCBI's taxonomy places the organism in Eukaryota, Metazoa, Chordata, Actinopteri, Perciformes, Gasterosteidae. The record is from RefSeq and is a predicted model, not a curated record.